Messenger RNA from Rosa chinensis, 816 nucleotides. Its product is annotated as probable calcium-binding protein CML44. Gene Ontology annotation, molecular function: calcium ion binding. Lineage: Eukaryota; Viridiplantae; Streptophyta; Magnoliopsida; Rosales; Rosaceae. The record is from RefSeq and is a predicted model, not a curated record. The coding region runs from base 140 to 622 and encodes 160 amino acids. The transcript has a single exon.
UACCACAGUACCACACAACCCCUCGACAUCAUAUAUAACCAUAACCUAAUCAAACCAGCCUACACCUAACGUGCUUUCCCAACUCUAUUUUAUGUCCAUGUUGUUCAACUAGUCUCUUUAACUUCAAACUGAGCCUAGUAUGUCUCCCCUGAGCAGCAAUGAUCUAGAGCGAAUUUUCGAGAAGCUUGACAAGAACGGAGAUGGCCAAGUGAGUCUCGAGGAGCUCAACUGGCUCCUCGAGAGAAUUGGGGUCGAGUUCAGCCUGCAGGAGCUCGAGUCCCUGGUGGGCAAACCGAGCCUCGACUGGAAUGAGUUCUUGUUCUUCUACAAGUCCAUAUCUACGCCGGAUAGUAAUGACGGCGACGAUGGCCAUGGAGAUGGUAGUGCCAAUGAUCAUGACGAUGAGAGUGAUCUUGUGAAGGCGUUCAAUGUGUUCGACAUAAACGGCGACGGCUUCAUUUCUUGUGAGGAGCUUGAGAACGUUCUGAGGAGAUUAGGAGUAAUGGAAGAGAAUAGUUGCCGUAACUGCAGAUCCAUGAUUCACGUGUACGACACCAAUUUGGACGGCCUACUUGAUUUCCAGGAAUUCAAACACAUGAUGUUGCAUAAUACCAUUUCUUAGUUAAUAUUUAGUUUGAUUUCCAGGAAUUCAAACAUAUAUUUUUCAAUUUAUGUAUUGUUAGAGCAAUUUUUUGGCUUAAAAUAAGUAACUGGUGCAGGUAGCGCUUACUUACACUAGUUCUCACUAUGAGUUUAAAAAUUAUCUUGGUUGUUGAAUUGUGUCUGUCAGCUUUUAAUUCGAAUAUUAAUUUAAAG